AUAAUGUUUGCUGUGCAUCACAAGCUAUUGCUCAGAUCCCUCAAACCUUUGCACUGGAUCAUUGUGGUUUGUAGAACUUUGUGUCUAGUGUGGGAUUCUUUUUCAAAGAAUUGCAACAUUCCCUACAUGCUGCUGCUUAACCUUUCCCUGUUUUGAAUCUUGUGGUUUUUUUGUACAGAAACAAUCCUUGGACCGGCAGGGCAGCUGGACAGUACUUGCUUUAGGAAGGAGCUGUGGAAUGUUGAGGGGAUGUGAUGAUGGAAUUCCAUCAGUCCUCUUGUUUGUUUACAUGUCUUCCUUCUGCAGACAGAUUUGUAUAAAACAAUGUAGCAUUAAGUGUAAAUAUCCAAUAUAGCUAUCUCCCUUUAAUUUAAGCAUCCUAAUUCCACAUCAAAUUGGAUAUCUAAAUAGUGUAGAAUUACAUUUAGUACAUGAUCUAUGCUCACACUUCAAUUUGCAGAAGCAAUUGUGGGCCAUCAUGGUUAAUCUUUUGUAUCAAAUUUCUGCGCCAAGCAACAGCAGACCAAUUGCAUACAUAAUUUAAUUUCCUGCCCUCAAUUUACUUUUAGAAAAUUGAUUAGUACAGUAUUGGGUUGCUGUACCCAUUCACUGGCAUCACAGUCACUUCAGUAAGUUCUUUGUGUUGCAUUUUGUGGUAAAGCAGCGUGAAGCCCUUUUAAGAAGUUCUUGGCUCAAAGAAACACAUUAGUCUGUCCUCUUCACAAUAUUAAUGUGUUAGUUUUAAGAUCCUGGGAGUUGUCUUUUUUGAAAGUUCACUUAUAACAAACUGCCUGAUACUGUUUAUUGUGUGUGAGCUGCUGCCUAAUUGAAAUUAGAUUUGUUGCUACUGCUAUUGUGAAUUUAGAUGUGUUGCAUCUUGCAGAUAGAAAGAAAGAGGGAGGGUCAUGCAGGAGAAAAACGUAUCAAAUCUACUAGAAAGAGGGCUCAAACAUUGAGGAAUCCAGAACGUGACAUCCUCCAGAAGAACAGUGCAGUGUUAAAAUGCAUUCAUUUAAAAAAAAAGGGAAGAAAGACUUUAUUAUGUUUGUUGAGAACAAAGAAAUGGCUGAGAGAAAGAGAGCAUUCAGGACAUUUCAUUCUUUCUCUGAACAAGGGGGGGUUGCAUGGAAUCUUUUGUAACCAGAGAUGUACUGAUCAUACAAUACUGUACAUGCCGUGCUUUCUUUAGUUCUCUUCUGUACAAUAAAGAAACCAGAGCUUUCCACCACACAAGGCUACAGUAUCCACUGCCCACGACUCUCAGUGCCUCUGUCUAAAGCCAGCACAGUGUCCCCUCACUCUGCUUGAGUUCUGCAGCUGAUGCCUUCUGUACACAUACUCUCGUCCAAGGAGGUUUCCAGUUGUUAACAGUAAUGGGAGUUUCUGAUGGUUCCAAUACAGCUGAGGUGGAGGGGAGUGAAUGUCACCGCUGGUUUGGAAUGCUGCUGAGCCUCUCUGACUUGUUUUGCCGUUGGGCACAGUGCCGGUGUGCGGCCAUGCUGCACUAGAGAUAACAAAAAGGGCAGCCUCAUGCCAAGCAUUGUGCCCGGAAGCAGCCUUCAAUAAUGCAUGGCGUGGCAUUAUCCUGACAAAUCUGAAGGGAGCAGGUGGUCCAGGAUGCUGAAGCAGUUCAGGGCUCAAGAUUGUCUGGGGUCCGCAGUCUUUUCACCAAUCAAGUCGGAUAUAGUGGGUAACAUUACCAAAAUCAAAGCUGUUUACGACACUAACCCCGCUAAGUUUAAAACUCUGCAGCAGAUCCUGGAGGCAGAGAAAGAGAUGCACGGAACUCAGUGGCCCAAAGUCGGAGCUACGCUAGCGUUAAUGUGGCUGAAAAGGGGUCUGAAGUUUAUCCAGGUCCUGCUGCAGAGCAUCGCGGACGGGGAGAGGGACGAGGCCAACCCCAAUCUCAUCCGGGUCAAUGCCACUAAAGCCUACGAAUUGGCACUGAAGAAGUACCACGGCUGGCUGGUGCAAAAGAUCUUCCACGCAGCUCUCUAUGCUGCCCCCUACAAGUCUGAUUUCCUGAAGGCGCUGUCCAAGGGGCGGGAAGUCAAGGAAGAGGAUUGUCUGGAGAAGAUCCGCCAGUUUCUCAUCAACUUCACACCCACCAUCGACGCGAUCUACGUGAUGUACACCAAAAUGAACGCUGAGCUGGACUACAAAGCCUGACCUCUGGUCUCCCACCAGGACACUUGGACCCCCUUUUUGUCUUCAUCCUGCCUUCAUCUCAAGAGCAAUUACGUUGUGUCAUUAACUCCUAGACUUUACCCUGUCGCCUCCCAAAGCUCCCUCUUGUGAAUGUAAAGGAGAUUAGCUGACAUCACAGAACGCUGUGUUUCCACCACCAGUGACAGGAAUCUAAGGGUCGUCCUGGAGCUGCUGUGGUCUCUGUUUCUGAAGGUCUCAGACUGGUUUCUUGCAUUAGAAAGAAGAAAACAAAUGCAUCAUGCCUAUAGGCAGCUCUAGCUGGAAGAGAGUGGAGGUUGUAGUUUUAUGCAGUGUUGUGUGCCUUACUUAAUUCAAAGUGUCGUCUGCUUAAAAUAACAAAAAAAAAAACACAAAAAAAACCCUCUCUGAAUCCAGGAGGCCCUAUGUGCAUAUUUGGGCUUUUUUUCAGUUACAAAAGCAUUGCUUUUAUGUAUACUUAGUCAGUCUGCAUUAACUAGAAAUUGGACUUAAGUAAAACCUAACUUUAAAAUUGUUCCAGCUGGUUGGUAUGUAAACAUCGAACCAGCAGUCUACCUCCAGAUUGCACAUGCAAAGUUCUGUGGGAGGAUCUUCGUCAGAUCGUCUGAUGUCUUUAUAAUCAUAAUGACAGCUGCUGAUGGCUCUUUGCUAUUGUGCAAACAGCACAAUGAAUACCAAGAAGAAAAGUGUUGAAAUAUAUCAAUUAAAAAGUCUCGUAGCAGGGAUAAAAGAGCUCCCGUUGCAUAUUAGCCUGAGCACUUGCAGGUUUACAAUACAUUACACAGAAUUAGAUAAGCUUGGGAUGACGUCGUGUGUGAUUCCUGCUAAGGGUUUAAUGAUGCAAAUGGCAACAGACUGCUGCUGUUCAGAGUAUUAAUACUGGACCCUUUCUUUAUUUCUUAGUGCAAAUCCAUCAUUAACAGCAUGUUAUUCAUAAAGGAAGGAACAGAUUGGCCUGAACAUGAUACUCUGGAUGAUUGCAGGAAAGUUGCCUGCACGUCUUCUAACUCAUAGUAAAUCCUGCAACGGCUCAAGCUGCUAUACAAUUGGAGUGUUGUUUCCUACCUAAAUGAUUGCACUGAGAAGGUGGCAGGUGACCGGGAAGCUCCAAGCACUGAUAAAAUAAAGACUGCUGUAUUAAGUGGCCUUGAGUUAGGAUGUAUAGAAUUGAUAACUUGCAGUGUGCAGAUUUCUUUUUUUGUGUGUAUGGGAUUGGCUGGUAAUAGAUGGACACAAGGAGGUCAUGUAAUGUACCAGAGGCUGAACCAGAAGCAUCAGCCUUCCAGCCUGGGGUGUCAACCUCUUCAGAGCUUUAUUUUAACACUGGACUGCUGCAUGAAACACUGGAUGGUUGUUUUAAUUAAAGAACUCUGCUCAGCGGCCUGCAGGGAUGCACUUUCAGGGAAGGCUGUGUAGAUCUGCGUGCGAUUUUCAAGCAGACACCUUUCCAGGAACAUUUGCCUUUAUUCUGUUAAGUUUAUUUUCUGAAAUGUAUGUUACUGUUAGAGAAGCACUGUUUGUUUUUUUAAUUAUUAUUAUUAUUAUUAUUAUUAUAAAAAAUAGUCAUUUGUGUCAGGGUUCUUUAAAAAGCCCUCAAUGCUCAAGCCACAGUGCUUGCAUUAACACACAAGUGCCUCUUUGUGAAGAGCUAGGGUUAGGUUGACAUCGAUACAGUAGAGAUUUAAAUGUAUUGCUGUGCUCUGUUUUAUCAUUGUUUUGUUUUUGUGUUACAGAAAGCACAGAUAUUAGAACGUCUAGGUUGUUAGCAAGAGCGUGAUGCUGACAACUUUUAUCAUGGCUGAGCUGAGUAAUCUGUGCUGGUGGGAUUCCCAUGUAUGUAAUGAGUUUCUUGUCAGACCUUGGGAUCAGUUCAGUGGAUCUCAGCCGUGGCCACAUUUAAAUCACUCAAAUCGUGGUGGUAGUUCUUUUUUUUUUUCCUCUCCAUAUUUCUACUGACCUAAAUAAACCAGAUUUCCUGUAA
Messenger RNA from Polyodon spathula (Mississippi paddlefish), 4168 nucleotides. It is a transcript of the gene gltpa, whose product is annotated as glycolipid transfer protein a. Gene Ontology annotation, molecular function: ceramide 1-phosphate binding; ceramide 1-phosphate transfer activity. Lineage: Eukaryota; Metazoa; Chordata; Actinopteri; Acipenseriformes; Polyodontidae. Bases 1570 to 2169 code for a protein of 199 amino acids. Gene Ontology annotation, biological process: ceramide transport; intermembrane lipid transfer. Gene Ontology annotation, cellular component: cytosol; membrane; cytoplasm. The record is from RefSeq and is a predicted model, not a curated record. The transcript is spliced from 5 exons.